AUGGCUGAAAAAAGCACUUUCUUGAGGCAAAACGCUCUCAUUGCAAUUUUAGCUCAUAUGGAUUCAUUUGUGCCAGCAGAUAGUGCACAUAUUGGAGUGAAUGAUAAGAUAUUCAGCAGGGUUGGCGCAACGGAUAAUAUAAAGGCUGGUUAUUCCACCUUCAUGGUGGAGAUGAUUGAAACAGCAACCAUAGUCAACCAAGCAACAGACCGUUCCUUGGUAAUACUUGAUGAAAUUGGUAGAGGAACAGGAGUGUAUGAUGGCUUAUCUAUUGCUCAGGCGGUAAUUGAACAUAUUCACAAUGUAAAUAAGUGCCGCGCUAUCUCUGCAACUCAUUAUACUAAAAUGAGUCAUAUGGAACACUCGAUGCUAGUACACAUAGGGAAGCAUUAUUGCUGCUUAAGGAAAGCUCCAAUGAUUUGA
Brugia malayi is the source of this 423-nucleotide messenger RNA. RefSeq lists its product as uncharacterized. Gene Ontology annotation, cellular component: nucleus. The transcript has 2 exons. The coding region runs from base 1 to 423 and encodes 140 amino acids. Gene Ontology annotation, molecular function: ATP binding; mismatched DNA binding; ATP-dependent DNA damage sensor activity. Lineage: Eukaryota; Metazoa; Nematoda; Chromadorea; Rhabditida; Onchocercidae. The record is from RefSeq and is a predicted model, not a curated record. Gene Ontology annotation, biological process: mismatch repair.